AUGUACGCGUCUCCGAGUCAGGGCUGGUUCGCAGGGCCACCAAUCAAAGAGGAACCUCUGGCUCUCUUGGGCCUCCUACGUCGUAAUUGCCUCUCCCUUGCCCCGGGACGGGGCGAAGAAAGUGAAAUAACAGCGGGAAAUGAUCCCGAGUUUCCCAAGGGACACCCAUCCGCGAAAUUCCAGGCCCCGCUGUUUCCCCGAGGGGCACCCUGGGCUAAAAGGAUCAGCCACAAGUUAGCAAGGAUCACGGACUGUGUUGAAAUGCUGGCCCCAAGAGCAGUACAAAAUGUUUUCAAAACUUCCAGCCUUGGCCGUCUCUCGCAAAGACAGUUGCAGAAUCGGAAGCGGCCUCGCUUGGAGUCAUUUUCCGAAGCUUGUUUUGGCAGUCUCUCAGCCUGUCGAAAAGCAGGCGGGAGGAGGGAGAGAGCUGGGAGCGCCCCCGUGAGUGAGGACAAGCUGCAUGUAGGUGGCAACAGAGGUGACAGUGCAGGGAUCGGAGUGAAGGGAGAAGGAGGGAAGAGGUGGGGGGUGGCGGCGGGGAACCGAAGAAAGAGCCGGGGACCCCGGGGGACACCAAAUCCAAAUACUACAUUGACUGUUAAUGUGGGCACCAACUUGGGCUGGUUCCCCUUUGAUCCUCACACAGGGUGGCAAAUGCCAGGCCUUUCUUUUUUUGACGUUUUGCACACCAAAUGCACCAAAGUCACACCUGAAAGCCCAAGGUUGCUGUUUGUGGUUGAGCAGCCAAUGAAGGCCGUCAUGACACUUUUGGCUUCUGCUGUUCUCUCCUUUUCAGAUAUGACAGAAGAGCGCCUAGGAGAAGGCAGUACAGCCGACAACACAGAGGUCUACAGUGACAAAGACACAGACCAGAGGAGCUCCCCAGAUAUGACCAAAAGUAAAAAUUGCUUCACCCCGGAGAGCCCAGAAAUCGUGUCAGUGGAUGAAGGUGGCUAUGCCAUUCAGAAAAAUGGCGGCACCACCGAGAGCAGGGCCGAUAGCCCCAAGUACCAUUCUGAGCAAAAUCACCUCCUGAUCGAAGGCCCGUCGGGAACUGUUUCUCUGCCUUUUAGCCUGAAAGCCAACAGACCGCCCUUGGAAGUGUUAAAAAAAAUAUUCCCCAACCAGAAGCCAACCGUGCUUGAGCUGAUUCUGAAGGGCUGCGGGGGCGACCUGGUGAGUGCCGUGGAGGUCCUCUUAUCCAGCCGGUCAUCAGUCACUGGAGGGGACCGAACUUCUGCCGAAUCAGAAAGUCUUGUUUUGCCUUCCAACGGGCACAUUUUUGAGCACACGUUGAGUUCGUACCCCCUCUCCUCUUCUAAGUGGUCCGUGGGGUCUGCCUUUAGAGUUCCUGACACGCUGCGGUUUUCCACCGAUUCUAGCAACGUAGUGCCCAAUCCUUUGGCAGUCCCCUUGCAGCACCCCUUUCCCCAGCCGCCCCGCUACCCUUUGAUGCUGAGGAAUACUUUGGCCAGAAAUCAGUCCAGCCCCUUUCUGCCCAAUGACGUCACCUUGUGGAACACCAUGACCCUGCAGCAACAGUACCAGCUGAGGUCUCAGUACGUCAGUCCCUUCUCCAGUAACUCUACCAGUGUCUUCCGCAGUUCUCCCGUCCUUCCCACUCGCACGCCGGAAGAUCCUCGGAUCUCGCUCCCUGAGGAUGGAUGCCCCAUUGUGUCAAAGCAGCCUAUUUACACAGAGGAUGACUAUGACGAAAGGUCCGAUUCCUCAGACUCUAGAAUACUCAAUACGUCCUCCUAAGGUGGCGCCCGACAGCUGGCUAAGCGUUGCAACACUUGGUCACCACGAAGAGGAAGCAUACUGUCCAAGGCUCCUUUAAUGAC
Molecule: messenger RNA, 1844 nt
Organism: Gracilinanus agilis (Agile Gracile Mouse Opossum)
Lineage: Eukaryota; Metazoa; Chordata; Mammalia; Didelphimorphia; Didelphidae
Gene: DMRT3
Product: doublesex and mab-3 related transcription factor 3
Exons: 5
Coding region: 1-1761 (586 amino acids)
Molecular function (GO): protein binding
Source: RefSeq, a predicted model, not a curated record